Messenger RNA from Wallemia ichthyophaga EXF-994, 471 nucleotides. RefSeq lists its product as uncharacterized. The transcript has 3 exons. The record is from RefSeq and is a predicted model, not a curated record. Gene Ontology annotation, molecular function: structural constituent of ribosome. Gene Ontology annotation, cellular component: mitochondrial large ribosomal subunit. Bases 1 to 471 code for a protein of 156 amino acids. Lineage: Eukaryota; Fungi; Basidiomycota; Wallemiomycetes; Wallemiales; Wallemiaceae.
AUGUUCGCAUCCACGAUCAGAGCAGGCGCGAGACGCACGCAGCUGACGACAAAGGGCGGAAACAAGGAUUACUACAAGGGCACAAGAACGGGAUAUAUCGAUGGGUACAGGACAGGGCCAGCGGGGAGGCACGCCGGGAAAUCAAACAACACGUUCAUCCUCGAUGAUUCAAAGGCUAGAGUGUUUGUAGCACCAGCGAAUUUCCACAGCGGAGAAGCACCUCUAAAGCCCUAUGUCGAACGCAGUGCACAGAUCGAUAAGCCUUGGUCGACGCUCGUCACUGAAAAUCUCUUCAAGCAGCACAACCCCAGCGCUGAUGCAGAAGAUGAAGCCAGGCGGUGUCUCGAGCCUGCAACGGAAUCCCUCUCGCAGUACAAAGCACUCAAGGGCGGGCUGAACAAGAAGGAUGCAAGUGAAGGUGAAGGGACCUUCGAAGCACUCGAGGAAGACAUACGCAUCCGCCAUGGAUAA